Colletotrichum siamense is the source of this 1098-nucleotide messenger RNA. RefSeq names its product putative sucrose utilization protein SUC1. The record is from RefSeq and is a predicted model, not a curated record. The transcript is spliced from 2 exons. Lineage: Eukaryota; Fungi; Ascomycota; Sordariomycetes; Glomerellales; Glomerellaceae. The coding region runs from base 1 to 1098 and encodes 365 amino acids.
AUGACCAGUUUCUUCCUCUUCGGGUGUCAAUUCUGCCGCGGCAAUCAUAAUGCCGCAACGGUGCGGUUUCGUGAGGCUCUCACCUUGGCAGAGAUUAUGAGACUGCAUGAUCCAUCAAGCUAUGGCAACAUCAGCCCUGAUGAGAUGGAUCGGAGAGUACGUACGGUAACGGCGCUGGCGUUUGUGGAAAGGAUAUAUGCGCUGCAACAUGGCUCUACAUUACAAAUGCCUCGCCUGAUGGGGCUGGAUAUCAUGGCUUUCCACAGGCUCAUCAAGCGUGUCUCAUCAGCCGAAGAAGCUGUGGAAGAUUUAGCCGUUGAGGGCUUAGGUCGCAUGAUCGACCAGAUUGACUUCGUCGACGAGACGGUAGUGCGAUGCUGGAAGUCCGACUGCAACCUGGACCCAAAUACAAAUCACAUCUCCGCAGAGAAGCUGGUGCAGCUCCUAAGACGAUAUAGUAAGCCAUUAGAAGCGAGUCCGUCCAUGGAAAAGGGAGGUGCCCAGCACGCGGAUAUUUUACUCACUCGACACUGGAUCCGCAACAUGCUCUGGAACCUCGCCUUCCGUCACGGCUUCACCAGUCUCUCUGACCCCAACGUCGAGCUACGGCCUGACUACGCUAUCGACAUCGCCGCCGAAACAAUUGAUGCCUGCGACUUUUUCGACAUACGUUGUUUAGAAACGCACGGUGUUGGGCUGGCAGAAAAGCUGUAUGACAUCGCGAGCAACUGCGUACGAAUUGCGCAGACAUUCCCGGCGAAUAGCGGCGCGUUUGCCGGUGACUUUGGAAUCCCCACCUCGGACCAUGACUCCUGCGCCACGUCCAUUAGUGGAACUCUAGACUCAAGCUCGUCAGCAAGCGACCCAUCCGGAUGGGUGACCCAAAUGCCAACCAUCGAGAUGGAUUGGGCGGCCUCGAGGACAGCCCAAGUGAUGGAAAUCCUCAACAGGUUUCUCGCGUUAUUCGCACUGUUCCGCAAGGGAAAGCAUCCGUUCCUCAAGCCAUUCGUGCAGCUCAUGGCAGGCCUGGACUUUCCCCAGAUGACGACGGGCGACCCGCCAUGGGAUGACGGCGUGCAUAUGCCGCUUGUUAUGUAG